AUGCUUCAGUACCUCAACCCCCGAAAUGCGAAUACCAAGAUCGUCAAUGCCCCCCAGAUGGCCGAAUCUAUAUCUGAAGGCGUGCUCGCCUCUUACACCAAGCAAGUCGGUGAUUAUGUCGACUUGGAUGAAGAGCUAGCUUUGAUCGAGACAGACAAUAUUGAUGUCGCCGUGAACGCGCCUGAUCCGGGAAUAGUAACCAAGUUGUUGGUUGGUGAAGGAGAUACAGUUACAGUCGGGCAAGCCCUCAUCGAGAUCGAUGUGGAUGCGCGCGAGAAGCCGACCUCAUCAGCAAAGGAUUCAGAGCCGCAAAGAGUCAAGGAUCUCGCUGCACAGCAAUAUUCAGCGGAACAAAAGCAACAACAAUCCAUGGCUCCGGCAGCAUCUUCGUCACUGUCUCAGGAAGCAUCAGUGUCCGCAUAUGGAGACAGCAGCCGUGCUGAGAACAAGGUCAAGAUGAUACGAAUGCGCUUGCGCACAGCGGAACGUCUGAAAGAGUCGCAAAACACAACAGCAUUCCUUACAACCUUCAACGAAGUCGAUAUGUCCCAGGUCAUCGCCAUGCGUAAACAAUACAAGGAUGAGGUUCUCGACAAACAAGGUGUGAAGCUUGGAUUCAUGGGUCCGGUAGCUCGCGCUUCUGCAAUGGCUUUAAACCAGAUUCCGGCUGUGAACGCUGCGAUCGAGAACGACGACACGAUUGUCUUCCGUGAUUAUGUCGACUUGAGUAUAGCAGUCGCCACCCCCAAGGGGCUUGUGACGCCCGUGCUCCGGAAUAUUGAAAGAAAGAGUGUUGUUGGUAUUGAGCAAGGAAUCGCAGAGUUGGGAAAGAAGGCUCGCGACAGCAAAUUAGCCAUGAACGACCUGACCGGUGGCACCUUCACUGUCAGCAACAGCGGAAUAUGGGGAUCUCUUUUCGGAACUCCUAUCAUCAACAUGCCGCAGAGCGCGGUUCUUGGUAUCUACGGAAUCCAAGAACGGCCUGUUGUGAUCGACGGUGAGGCAUAUAUUCGAUCAAUUAUGCAUGUCGCGUUGACUUAUGAUCAUCGUUUGGUCGACGGCCGUGAAGCUGUCAUCUUACUCGCGUUGGUAAAGAAGUAUUUGGAGGAUCCGGCUAGUAUGCUCCUUAUUUGA
Molecule: messenger RNA, 1134 nt
Organism: Aspergillus ruber CBS 135680
Lineage: Eukaryota; Fungi; Ascomycota; Eurotiomycetes; Eurotiales; Aspergillaceae
Product: dihydrolipoamide succinyltransferase
Exons: 4
Coding region: 1-1134 (377 amino acids)
Molecular function (GO): acyltransferase activity
Source: RefSeq, a predicted model, not a curated record